This is a messenger RNA of Erigeron canadensis, 1242 nucleotides long. RefSeq names its product cinnamoyl-CoA reductase-like SNL6. The transcript has 5 exons. The record is from RefSeq and is a predicted model, not a curated record. NCBI's taxonomy places the organism in Eukaryota, Viridiplantae, Streptophyta, Magnoliopsida, Asterales, Asteraceae. The coding region runs from base 90 to 1208 and encodes 372 amino acids. Gene Ontology annotation, molecular function: oxidoreductase activity, acting on the CH-OH group of donors, NAD or NADP as acceptor.
AUUUCUCCGGCUGCUACAUUUUAUUUCCUUCUCAAACAACAUCAUCUUCUUCUUGUACAAUUCCUCGGCUGAGAUUAAUUAAUUAAUCAAUGGGGGUCGUACGUACAGAUGAGUCCCGGAGAGCCGAGAUCGAAGAGUUCCGUAAGAUGCUGUUAUCAUGUUCGAAUGGCGGUGUCGCUCUCAAAGUAAUUACUCAAAAUGAAACCAAUCACCCUCGAUUAUUAACCGACAACCCCGCUUAUGAACAGGCGACACAUCAGAAACUUGUUUGUGUCACGAGUGGUGUCUCUUUUCUUGGAAUCGCUAUUGUCAAACAACUUUUGGUUCGAGGCUAUGCGGUUCGAAUCAUCGUUGAUAACCAAGAAGAUGUAGAGCGACUAAGGGAGAUUGAAAAUUCAGAAGAGAUUAUUAUUAGGGGAAAUACAUCAAGCAAUAAUAAUAAUAAUAUCAAUCAGAUUGGAGUUGUUGUUGCAAAGCUUAACGAAUUAAAAAGCUUAAUGGAAGCGUUCGAUGGAUGUCAUGCCGUAUUUCAUACGACUGCUUUCAUUGAUCCAAGCGGCUUCUCCGGUUACUCGAAAUACAUGGCGGAAAUAGAGGCAAGGGCAGCCGAAAAUGUAGCAGAGGCGUGCGCAGCAACGCCUUCUGUUAGGAAGUAUGUGCUAACAUCAUCUCUAUUGACAUGUAUAUGGAGAGAUGUGUCUGAAAGCAGCCUCUCUUCUCUAGUAGACCAUAAUACCUGGAGCGACGAAUCCUUUUGCAUUCGCAAAAAGCUAUGGUAUGCAUUGGGUAAGUUGAAAGCAGAGAAAGCAUCAUGGAGAAUAGCCGUGGAAAAGGAAUUGAAAUUGGCCACAAUAUGCUCGGGUCUAAUUACUGGACCUCGCUACAUCUGUACAAAUCCAUCAUCCACCAUAGCGUACCUCAAAGGUGGUCAAGAUAUGUAUGCAGAUGGUCUAUUGGCGACGAUUGAUGUUAAUAAAUUAGCAGAGAUACAUGUAAAGGUACUUGAGGGAAUGAACAAAACUGGCGGUGGAAGGUAUGUGUGCUUUGACAAAGUUAUUCGUUGCCCGGAUGAGGUCCAGAGACUAGAGAGGGAAACUGGAGUUCACAUAAACACAAGCUCAAAUGAUGCAUUGUUUAGAUUUGAGUUGUCAAAUAGAAAGCUUGAUAGGUUAAUGUCACAAGUGAAUAGAUGCACGAAUGUAAGUUAGCAUUUAUAGAGAAAUGAUGAGAUUGAUUUUCACA